Myxocyprinus asiaticus (Chinese sucker) is the source of this 4869-nucleotide messenger RNA. RefSeq names its product TAFA chemokine like family member 5a (gene tafa5a). Bases 558 to 935 code for a protein of 125 amino acids. Gene Ontology annotation, molecular function: G protein-coupled receptor binding; receptor ligand activity. The transcript has 4 exons. NCBI's taxonomy places the organism in Eukaryota, Metazoa, Chordata, Actinopteri, Cypriniformes, Catostomidae. The record is from RefSeq and is a predicted model, not a curated record. Gene Ontology annotation, biological process: G protein-coupled receptor signaling pathway.
GUGCGCUCGUAAAGAGAAGAAUCAAACCCCGGGAACGGCACAGACGGUGGCGGAGAUACAGACUCAACACACCGCCGACAUCACACGCGACGCGUUUGGGACAUUUUUGCAAGAUCAUUCUAGUGAUUGUGGGGAAUUACAGCUAUUUUUGAAGUCAAUCUGAGUUAUACUUCACGAUACACAACAAGGACCCUUCGACAGGCUAUUAAUAAAGAGAUUUGUGACAGUUCUCAGUGAUCAGCGCUGUUACACAAGUGCGUAAAACAGAUCUGUUGGAGAGAAUGGUGCCGCAACCCGCGAUCGCGCGUCACUCGAGUUAGAUCCACGCAACAGCCACAGACAAACUGGAAUUUUCGGCAUCUCUUGCGAUGGGGGGGUGAAAGCUCUAUUUAUAAAGUGUACUAUUUCACUAAAAUUGUCAUCUCCAAAUGUUGAGAAUAGGACGGAAUCCUUCAUAUUAUCCGCGGAAUCUGUGAAAGAAAAGCGCAGCGGUGUUUUUGUUGGGUUUUGUAUGGCAAGAGGAUGGAAAUGUGGCGUGUGUGCUGAAGCCAGUCAGGAUGCUGAUGCUGAGAGUUGCGUGGGCUCUGGCGGGAGCGGCGAUCUGCUGUUUCCUCAUUAUCCUCAUCCACUCGCGCUUCUUAAGAGACGGUCAGUUGGCAGCAGGUACCUGUGAGAUUGUCACUCUGGACAGAGACAGCAGUCAGCCACGCAGGACGAUCGCCAGACAGACAGCCCGCUGUGCAUGUAAGAAAGGACAGAUCGCUGGGACAACAAGAGCCAGGCCUGCCUGUGUGGAUGCUCGUAUCGUGAAGACCAGGCAGUGGUGCGACAUGGUGCCAUGUUUGGAGGAUGAAGGCUGUGACCUGUUAGUAAAUAAAUCAGGCUGGACUUGUACACAGCCCAGCGGCAGAGUGAAAACUACGACGGUGUCCUAACAGUGGUAGGGAUUCCUGGAGCUCUAUGAGACGAGGCCUCUUGAAGCUUCGCCCACCUGCUGUAGAUACUUGCUGUCUCUCAUCGGAUUAACACCUCUGCCUACCUGUCUGCAUCUUGGCUUUGUAAAUGGGCAGUACCCCCUUGUGCCACGGAGAACAUAUGUUCACAAAGCACCUCACGGGUGGAAAGAGCCUUGAGGAUUUUAAGACUGCAGCACAGGACAAUGAGGCGCCUACCUGGUCAAAGGCUGAAGCAGAUGUUUCCACCAUUAGUGAUUCUGACUUGAUGCGAGACUGUGAACCCAUCGGCUUUCUGCUGAAGUACGUCUUUGGCCUUUGCAACAUUUUUUAAAGACCAAAGAGGAAAAAUAAUACACAAACAAAAAAAAUUGUAGACUAUGGAAGUGGACGGACUGAAAAGACAAAAUUCAGCAUAUAUUAAAUUUAUGUUUAAUAUAUAAACAUAAAUGUAGAGAGAGAGAGAGAGAGAGAGAGAGAGAGACAGAGAGAGAGACAGAGAGAGAGAUAGAAACACUUUGCUUUAUGACAGGGCUCUGCAAAUGGAAAUGCUGACGCAGAACAUUAUUCCGAGUGAAAAACAAAAGAGAACCUUUAAUACUUUAUGGACAUUUCUUUGAAAUAAACCAACCACUGUAUUUCAAGGACUGAGGAUAUAGAAACAGUACACAUAUACACAUCAACAAAUUUAAUCAGCAUUUUCUCAGUAGCAACAUUUCGGACAGUUUGCAUUAAGCAUGGAAUGUUAACAUGGAAGACUACCCAUCAGAAAAUAUUUACUGAAAAAAAAAAAACAAACAAAAAAAAAACACGAAACAUCAAAAACUGUAAAUUCUGAUUACCAGAAGUGAAAUAUGUCAUUAUAUGUAUUUUAAAAGGCCUACAAGUUCUAUAUUUAACAGUUUUAUAUGUCGUACCUUUGUAGAGAACCUUAUUUAACAUGAAUAAUGUGUUGGAAAUGACAGAUAUAGAAUGUGGAUAAUGCUCUGCUCUUUAACGUCGUAUUGUUUAUGUUCAAACUAAAGUAGCAAUUUUUAUUUUACACAUUCAAAAACAUGACCACAAUUACUUACACUGUCAAGUGAAAGGAGGAAAAGGACAAAUCACAAAGGAAAUAAAUUAUCACAGAAAUGUGAACAUUCUGGAUGUGGAGCCAUGGAAAUGGCUGUUAUCUAUUGUAAUGAAAAUGUGCAUUGAAAAGCCCUUCUCUUUCAAGUUAUUUUUGUGCUUGUGUUCGUUUGCACAGUGCUCACCUUCACGUCUUGACACCUUCAGAAGGAAUUCAGAAAGUCAUAGAUUCAUUUACAUGAAAUAGUUUUUUAUUAUGAAAUAUUUUAAGAAUAAAUUAAAUAAGUGAAAAGAUCCAGUUGCUAAAAUGAAAAUGUAAUAUCAUGUUUUCAGCUUUUUUCUACAAUGGGUUUGACAGAACAAUGUGAUGUCAUCACCUUCGUAUGUAAAGUUUGGUUCUGGAAUAUGUACAUUUUGUUUAAGCAUAUGCGUUAAAGGGUUUACGUAUUAGAUGCUAUCAGUUUGUUGAUAUUGCACAUUUCAGUGUCUAGAAACAUACAAAACAUGUGGGAACACCAUACAUAAAAAUACCUACAAAUAUGCAAAUAAUAUCUCCAAAUACAGAGAUAUAUGGCUAUCUGCUGUAUAUUUGAAGUUACAUAUAGCAGAAGACUAGACUGAAUGUUUCAUUAUUACAAUCCUACUUAAAUAUUAUUUAGUGAUUUUAUAUUUAGCUGAUAAAGGAGGGAAAAAAUGCCCAGUAAAAAGUAACACAUGAUUGACAAGUGCAUUUGUUUUACAGCAUUAACAAAAUGUAAACAAAAAAAAUAAAAAUAAAAAGUACCACUGUUUUGCCAUGUGUUUUGGACCAUGCUAACCAUGGAAGACUAUAGAAGUGUCACUUAGAAAAAUAAAAAGGAGGAAUCUAUUAAUAUGGAAUAAAAAUAAUACUACUACUAAUCAUUAGCCUUUACCUUAUUAACUAAAUCAAAUUUACAAAAUAAAACCCCAAUUCUGAAAAAGUUGGGAAAGUAUGGAAAAUGCUAAUAAAAAACCAAAAGGAGUGAUUUGUAAAUUCUAUUUACCCUGUGCUAUAUUGAAAGCAGCACAACAACAUGUUAUUUGAUGUGUUACGUUGUGAAUUUAAUUGUUUUCUGAAAAUACACUAAUUUCAAAUCAGAUGAAUGCAACACAUUCCAAAAAAGUUGAUGAGUUGCAGUCCGACGAGUUUAAAUAACAAGGUGAUUUGAAACAGGUGAUGUUAAAUAGUUGAGGCAAUUGUGUUUUAGUAUACAUAAUAAGGAGCCUGCAAAAACAGCCUAGUCCUUCAAGAGCAAGGAUGGGUUAAGGCUUGUCAAUUUGCCAACAGAUGUGUCAGCAAAUAAUUCUACACUUUGAGAACUGGAUUCCCAAAGGCAAAUUGGAAGGAUUUGGGGCAUUUCACCCUCUACAGUUCAAAAUAAAGUUAAAUGAUUCAAGGAAUCCAGUCAAAUUUCAGUGCAUAAAGGGCAAGGCCAAAAACCACUUCUGAAUGUCUCCGAUCCCUCAGACGUCACUGUCUUAAAAAACAUAAUUUGUCUGUAAAGGAUCUCAUGGCUUGAGCUUGGGAAUACUUCGGUAAACCAUUCUCAGUCAACACCAUGCGCCGCUGCAUCUGCAGAUGCAAGCUGAGCCUAUGCAAAGCAGAAGCCAUACAUCAACACUAUCCAGAAGCACAGCUGACUUCUCUGGUCUCUGUAUCAUCUUUGAUGGAAAGUAGAAUACUGGAAUCGUGUUCUUUGGUCUGAUGAGUCCACAUUUCAAAUAGUUUAUUGAAACAACAGCUGUUGUGUUUUCCGGGACAAGAAGAAAAGGACCAUCCAAGCUGUUUUCAGCGUCAGGUCCAAAAGCCAGUGUCUGUCAUGGUAUGGGGGAGUAUCAGUGUCCAUGGCAUGGGUCACUUACAAAGCUGUGAGCAAAAAUAAAGAUAUGUACAAAGUUUGAAGCAAUGUAUGCAGCCAUCCAAAUGUCAUAUUUUCCAAGGACAUCCCAAAAUUUUCCAGCAGGACAACACCUAACCACACACUGCCCGAUUAACAAGUGCAUGGCUGAGAGUGUGGGUGCUAGAUUGGCCUGCCUGCAGUCCUGACCAUUCUCCAAUUGUGAAUGUGUAGUGCACUGUGAGAUAAGGCAACAAAGGUCUCAUACAACUGUGCAGCCGAAGACCUGCAUAAUGGAUGAAUGGGGGAAAAUUCCAUUUGCUAAACUUGUGUCUUCAGUGCCCAAAUGCUUAUUAAGUGUUAUUAGAAGGAAUGGUGAUGUUCCACAGUGGUAAACACUCAACUAUCCCAACUUUUUUGGAGCCUGGUUUAAUAAUCUGAUAUGAAAUUGGUGUGUGUGUGUGUGUGUGUGUGUGUGUGUGUGUGUGUGUAUAUAUAUAUAUAUAAUGUGUAGUUAUAGUGCUUUUAAUAAUCAGAGGGUGAACAGAAGAACAGAAUUUACCAAUCACGCCUUUAUUUUUUUAUUUCUUUAUAGAAGCAUUUUCAUAUUGUUCCAACUAGUUGUACAUCCAUUUUGUUUUUUGUUUUUUACAGUUUAGCAACAUUUUCAAACCUUAAUGAAACACACUCACACACACACACACACACACACACACACACACACACACACUUUUAAAUGUCUAUGUAUUUGUCCAUUUAAAAAGUUUAUUUAUUUGCACAUUCAUGUUUGAUUGAAUAAAUUGAUAAUUGAUUUGUUCACUUUAUUUUUAAGUGGCACUCCUAGUUUUCAAUUGGUAGCAUCAUGGUAUUAUUGAGUACCAUGGUCAUCUGAAACCAUCACUGUACCAAGGUACCACCAAAGCACUAUUUUCUAAGGGAGACCUAAGAUAAAAGGACCUGCUAUUUUAUUCAUAAACACGCAUUCACAG